Purpureocillium lilacinum is the source of this 2733-nucleotide messenger RNA. RefSeq lists its product as uncharacterized. The record is from RefSeq and is a predicted model, not a curated record. Gene Ontology annotation, biological process: mitotic DNA replication checkpoint signaling; mitotic G2 DNA damage checkpoint signaling; DNA replication initiation. NCBI's taxonomy places the organism in Eukaryota, Fungi, Ascomycota, Sordariomycetes, Hypocreales, Ophiocordycipitaceae.
AUGUCCUCGUCACCGCCUGCAGAUCAUGACCGUCACACAAUCGACCCAGCGGAGCCCUUGAGAGGCUUCGUCCUCUGCUGCACUAGUAUCCCGCCCGAGCAGAGAACCGACAUCGGGAACAAGGUUGCAGAACUUGGGGGCAUACACAAAUACGACCUCACCCCUGACUGCACGCACCUAAUCGUCGGUAAUUAUGACACUCCAAAGUACCGCCAUGUCGCGCGAGAACGCCCCGACGUCAAGGCCAUGGACGCCGCUUGGAUCGAGGCACUGUCGGAGCUUUGGCGAAACGACGACGAGAUCGAUUUCUGGGCCCUCGAGAAGGAAUACCAGCUGAAGGCUCUGGAAAGAUGCGGUGCCAGUCUCUCCUCGCCCGAGGCUCGCCAAUCACUCCUGGUGUGCCUGACUGGCUUCGGCGAGCAGCGCGAUAAAAUCGCCGAGACUAUAACUGCGAACGGGGGGCGCUACACGGGCGAUCUCACGCGGAAGUGCUCCCAUCUCAUCGUGAGCAAACCCGAGGGCAAGAAGUUUUCCGCCGCCAAGUCGUGGGGCGUCUACACCGUCACGCUGGCCUGGCUCGACCAGACCAUUGAGCGCGGCAUGAUACUGGACGAGGAAAAGUUUGAUCCUUUGCUGCCUGCAGAGGAGCAGGGCGUUGGCGCAUGGAUCAAGAAGGACCUCAAACGUACCUCGCUUGGUAAGAGGUCGAGGUCGGGAACGGCAAACCCCGGAGAGGACGGCGGCAGAAAGCUGCGCAAGACAGCUAGCAUGAAGCUCAAUUCGCAGCGAAACAGUAUCUGGGGCGAUAUCCUGGGGCGCUCAACCUCGCGCGAGUAUUCCUUUGCCAAGGAAUCUCCGGUAGAUGAGCCGACUCAAGACGCCACACACAGCGAUCUAGCCGUUGGGAGAGACGAAUCUGCUGGCAUAUUCUCCAACUGCAUCUUCACGACACACGGUUGCGACGAGGCGAGACAGAGAGUCCUGGAGGAGAGCAUAGUCCCUCUUGGAGGUUUGAUGGUCCGCACUCUCGACGAAGUCGUGUCCUAUCCCGCGCCGGCGCAGCCCUUCUACCGUUUCCUCGUUGUUCCACAGCUCUCGCAACCCGACACCCACCCUCAAGUUCCGGCCGACAAGGUCCACGUUGUUACACAGUACUACAUCGAGCGUUGCCUGCAUAGCAAGAGCUUCCUCCACCCGAACAGCAGCGUGUUCGGACGACCGUUCCCGCGGUACCCAAUCCCGGGGUUCUCAGACCUCACGAUAUGCAGCUCGUCGUUCACAGGGAUCGAGCUCAACCAAGUCGCUCGAAGCGUGGCGCAGCUUGGUGCCAAAUACGACGAGGAGUUUAAACGAACGACGAGCUUGGUCCUCUGCAGGUCGCUGCCUGCCAUGCGCAAGGACAAGCGCAACUUCGCCCUGGAAUGGGGUGUGCCGGUCGUGUCUCUGGACUGGCUCGUCGAGUGCAUUAGCACCGGCUACAACGUCCCCAUCGACGACUACAUCUUUCCAGAGUUUAAAGACGCGUAUGCUUCAAGGAGGCGCGGAGACAGGCGACAAACCAGCAAGAAGCCGGGGAGAACAUCACAGUCGCGUCCGUCCGAGCCCACGCCUACAGUGGUCAAGCCGGAUACGCCGGCGCUGCCCAGAGGCCAAGGGGUGGAUUCCACCGGCUUCGAGCGCGACUCCGACGAGAAGAGCGACAGCUCCAAGUCGAUUCCCGCGGUGAAGCAAGAGGACACUUACACGUCGGCGGACUUCAUGACGGCUAGGAGCCGGCCCGUGGACACCUUUGCCAGGGACUCGGACGCCCCUCUGAGCGAGCUGUCCUCGGCGUCCGUCAACAAAUCCCCAUCGCCCCCGAAAAUCGCAGGCGGUGCGGCAACCCGCACGCGCUCCGAGCCGUCAAAGAAGCAGGCAGCGGUGGACAAACCAGCGCGAGCUAGCCGACUUCCCUCCGCGCCUCCCGUCGAUCCAAUCGGGGAGACAUGGAAGGAUGCAGACGCAGACAGGACGCCCCGUGAGCCCAUGGCCAAGCCAACCCGCACGCGCUCCGAGCCGUCGACCAAGGAGGCAGACGAAGACGAACCAACACGAGCCCACCGCGGACCUUCAGCGCCUCCCGUCGACCCAGGCGUCGAGACGAGGAAGAAUCCACAGGCAGACAGGGACACUCUCAAGGCAGAAGAGGAAGCCAGGAAAAAGGCCAAGGCAGCAGAGCGCCAAGCCCUCGCCUCGACCAUCAACUCCAUCCUCUGCUCAACCACCUCCGUCGCCGACGCAGACCGUCCCGGCGCACACACGCAGGCCCCGCCGUCACGCAUCCGUACCCGCCGCAUCCUCGGCCGCGCCAUCAGCAACGUCUCCAACGCCAGCAGCGCCGCCAGCGUUGACGGCCCCGGCGGCCCCGGUGGUGGCAGCAACGGCGCAACGCGGCCCGCCCCCGAAACCCUCCGGGCAAUCGCCGCACCCCCCGUCGGCGACGCAGAUGCAGACGACGACGAUGUCGACGGCGCACGCGACGCGCAGCCCCCGCCCGCCACGCAGCUCGAGUACGGAGACGACGAGGCGCGCGGCCACAAGCAGGCCCUCAUGGACCGAAUGCGCGGCGGCGGCAGCGGAGGCGACGCCCUGAAGGCCGCCUCCGCACCAGCCGCCGUCGCCGCCAUGGUUGGCGGACCAGUUGUCGCAGAAGGGCCCGCGAGUUCAGGACGUAGAGCGCUCCGGAAGCGGUGA